UUCGUUACCGGUAGGGCGAGUAAGUAACGUUAGCAUUGGAAAUAUAUCACGUAUGCCUGCCUAUACACGCAACAUAUGAAGUGAAGAAUAGAUGCCGUGAUUAUUGAAGUUAGAUUUUACCAUCCUACCGGGACUUUUUAAAACAGGCGAGCUGAAAAAACUGAAACUAUUGAAUGGAACAGUCAAAUCAUCUUUGAAUAGUGGAUUUAAAGGAAUACUACGAGACUACAACGGAAUACACCAAUUUAAAAUUCAGUCAAUAACUUAGAAAUUUAUGUGUUUUAGAAGAAAAACGAACGUAACAAUGCAGUUUGUUUUCCUGUCGGCAUUACUUAUUUUUGGAUUUGUUUUUGAAGUAGGGGCAGAACCCGAAGCAGCACCUGGCCCCAGUCCAAUCGCCGAUCCAGGACGGAAAUCUCAAGAUAGAUCCGUCAAACCUGUUUUGACCGAAGAGCCCACUAGUCAAAUUGCCAAACGUGGUGGUACUGCUGAUCUAUACUGCCGAGCUGAAGGCCUUCCUAAGCCGCAAAUAUCUUGGUACAAGGAUGGUCACUUACUUCGAAAGAACGCUAAAAACAUCUUAUUCAUGCAUAACAAGAUACAUUUAUUCAACCUCCGCAAUAGCGUGGCAGAAGGAGUUUACCAAUGUGAGGCAAAGAAUGGUGCCGGAACAGUAAGAAGUCAGAACGUGACUUUGUCUAUAUCAUAUAUAAAAGAAGAAUUUCGAGUGAUACCAACAGACGAAGUAUCAACAGUUGGCCAAAACGCUAUUAUUAAAUGCGAGGGACCAGAAGGUCUACCCGAACCGAAAAUCACGUGGAAAAAGGAUGACAAAUGGCUGCCUACUGGCACCGGCAGAGUCAGAAUCGAAAACGGGGACCUCGUCAUAACCGGGACAAGGAAAUCAGACGACGGCCAAUACAAAUGUGUCGCAACGAAUCAAGCAGGAACUAGAGAGAGCCUUGUCGUACUAUUAACAGUUUUACAACCUCCACAAUUUACUGUGACACCCGAAGACGUUGAGGUCAAGGAAGGACAAGACGUGGAACUUGCUUGUCAGGUAGAAAAACCUGAAGGCGAAACUAAACCAAGAAUUAGAUGGACCAAAGCUGAUGGAAUUGUAUCAGGAUCAAGGUUUGAACUACUCGGCAAUGGAAAUCUCCGAAUCACCGACAUUCAAGCUGAGGAUGAAGGAAAGUAUAUUUGCAACGCUGGAAAUCAACGUACUUCAAAAUCCGUCUCGGCCACGGUUACAGUCCACACAAAACCGGAAUUCAUUCGUGUUCCAAAAGAAACUAUGUCGGUGCGUGUAGGUGCCACCGUCAAGCUGACAUGCUCUGCCUCCGGAAAACCAAAACCUUCAAUACUGUGGCAUAUAAAUGACGGUGCGAAUAUAUUUGCUGACAGCGUUAGUGAAGAUGGCUCUGUUACUGUGAAUGAAGCUGGCGAGCUGACUCUUUACAAUGCAAAAUUUACCGAUACUGGACGGUAUACAUGCCAAGCUCUCAGUAUAUCAGGACGAGUCUCAGCUGAUACCCAACUUACUGUAGUUUCUCACCAAAGUGACAUUAACCCGCCGAUUAUUCGCCGAGGUCCCCAGAAUAUAACUGCUGCAUAUGGAUCUCCAGUGGAUCUACGUUGCACAACGUCAGCCAUUGCAACUACAAAAUUCGAUUGGAUGAAAGGAGGGUCAAAAAUUGAACCCGGAAGUAAAUAUACAAUAACUUCCGGGAACUUGAAAAUUAUCAGCGCACAGAAUUCUGAUACCGGAAAAUAUACAUGUAGAGCUACAAAUGACUUCGGCUGGAGCAAGUGGGACGUAUGGGUAACCGUUGCAGAAAAAGGUGUUACAGUGUCACCGUCGAAAUUUGACGCCACAAAAGUGCCAGAAGCACCAAGUGCUCCGACUGUUACCGGAUCGACAACUGAUUCUAUUUCACUUCAAUGGACGCAAGAUACUGCAACCGGAUCGACUCCUCUCAUCGGAUAUAUGAUUGAAUAUUAUUGUCAACAAUGUGAUGUAGCAACCUGGAAUCGGAUUAGUGCAAAGAUUACUUCCAGCACAUUUACAGUCAAAGAUUUAACUUCUGGUUCCAGUUAUGUUUUCCUGGUGAGGGCCGUCAACCAAUAUGGAAUCAGCGACCCGAGUGACGUCUCAGAGAUAAUCGACACUCGAGGUGAAAAUCCUACAACAGCUGACGAAAAAGAAAUGAGCGAGUUACGGCGAAAACUUCUUCAAAUCUCAGUCCGUUUGACGACAGUCAAUCCUCUCUCUGUAUCGACAUCUAGCGGCGGGAUACGUUUGGAAUGGGAUUCAUCUGCAAAUUGUGACAUCAUAGACGGAUUUAAAAUUUAUCUACAACCGGUAUCGGUCAGAAAUGGUGCUCGAAUCGUAGAAACAGCAUCAUGCUAUGCCAGAAAUACCGAAAUUAAGAAUCUACAAUCAAGAGUUGUUUACGAAAUACGGAUCCGUCCGUUUAAACUUGAGGUCAUGGGUUAUUUGAGUCCGAUUAUGCUUGCAUCACCAGAAUCAGAAGGCACAACGCCCGAAGCACCAAUCUUAGAGAUCGACUCUAAAGCGUCAGAAGGGGACAAUGCAGCAGUCAUUUCAUUCAGUUGGACGCCACCUUCCAGUAUUUUGCCGGAAUAUAUAUCACGUUAUACUUUGCGAUGCUAUGACAAAAACAAGGAUUAUGAUUUUAUUCGUGACGUCAGCGAUACGUCAUACACCUUGGAUGACCUACCAAAAGGAAGAGACUAUAUUGCCACCAUUACUUUUUCCACUUUACUAGGAGAAGGCAGAACAAGUGAAAAGAAGGAAUUUUCUCUGGAAGCUGGUUCAGCCGCAGAGGAAGACGGGUUAUCAUCUCUAAUGAAAAAUCCCGCUGUAUUAGCUGGAAUUGGCGCAUGUGUACUCCUUAUUAUAGGAAUUAUGGUGGGUGUAAUACUGUAUCGAAGACACAAGAAAAACCAAAAAAGUCGGGGACUCCAUGUGCGAUCCUUCAGCUUUACUCCACAAUCAGGCGGGAGACCUGGCAUACCAAUGGACCCAUUCCGCGAUACACAAUACAGCAAAGGGUUUACCAUCAACUUUGCAAAUCCCGGCGGAAGCAACAAUAAUUUUGACUCUGACGGAAGUAAUACCGGAAACGGAAAUAUGUAUCUUCAACGUCAAAAUAUGCCAGGGCCGCACUCUGUUGCUCGUAAUACAACAGUGUCGCUAAAUAAUAGUAAUGGAAAUGUCGGGACUUCUUUGUCGCCAGACAUGAGUGAUGUUCGUCCUGUCGCCCGACAAACUAGCUCUUUUUCUUACGUCACUGAUCAGCUGACUAGUAUGUCAAGUAUACCACCUCAAUUCUCUUCACCGAAUUCUAAUAGAGCACCAACGCAAAUUAUGAGUACUGCCGAUCUUCAGUUACAAUUGCAACAACAGCAACAAUACAAGCGACAAAUAUCGGACAGCCAGACAGUCUUGGCAGACGAAUACAGUCCACAAGAAAACUUGAUCGAUAUGAACACCCCAUUGGAACAAAACCCGAAUUCGGCUUAUUUCACACGCGACAGCGAUCUACCCCCACCUCCUCCGAGCCCACCGAUGUCAUUGAAAACCUCUCUGAGUGAAAGAACAAAUCGAAGUCGUGGUAGCAGCAAGCAUAGUGACAGAGGUUCAAAUCAUUCUGGAAGCAGAGGUCGCCGAUCUAGAGAACGAAAUCGCACUUUUCAGCCUCUGGAGAGAGUCCCGACUGACACUGACACAGGAAUUGACAGCCCCCAGCAGACUCCAUCGCCCCCAAGACCAGCCGAUCUUCGCGGCAAUCACUCUCAAAUGAGUAGCACGGCACCACAACCACGCAAUCAAGGCGCAUUUUCAUACCCGAGCUCUAAACAACACAAUAAUAAUAAUGGAAGACGAAGAAACGAUGGUAUUGCAGUGGAGUACAGCAGAAUGACGGAUCCAAAUCUAGGAUACCUGGGUGGACCAUCAGAAGGAGAAACCGAGUCUGAAGUCGGAGGAAUUCGCCAUGCAAGAGCGAAUAACUAUCAUUUGUCACUUCCAGAAGAAGUCAGAAAUAGCGUUGCCGUCUCUUCUGUUUCCAUGAUGAACGCCUAUGAUUCUGAGUCUGAUUGUGGUUCAUCUGACGGAAUAAGAAGUCGUACAUCGUCAGUGGAAUCUCUCAAUAUGGAAUCAGCUUCUCAAGUUGGAAUGUAUGGGCAACAGCAUGCUAUGUCACCCAAUCGGCCUGGCCAGAGUGCUUUUGUCCCGAUAAAUAAUCAAUAUAAUGGCGGUGGGAAUGCGUUACCCUCAACACGCCCAAAUUUUGUCAAACCGAAAGUACCGAAAAAAAAUCACAACAAUGCACAAAACCAAUACAACGUCGGAGGUAUGAAUGGACAUCAAUCAAUAUACCCAGAUCCACCACAACAGGGGUAUAUUAACCCUAAGAACCCCAAUCUAGCCCCAGAACAAUUUUUAAACAGAGUUAACAGCGCAAGCAGUUCUGAAUCGUCAUCUUAUCAUCAAAACACUGCGGAUAGCGGAAUGAGCGCUGGCGUCGGUUCCUAUGGACAUAAUAGUCUAAAUAGCACCAGCAGUGGCGAAAGUGGACCAAAAGGACAUAUUUCUAGAAGCAGGACCACUGGAAGUCUAUCCGCGGACCAGCCACCGACGGAAAAUAACGCUCCGCCUCAUUUUGCAAGUGUGGAUAGGAGAUAUUUACCUAAUUCUGAUCAUGAUAGACCAGAAUAUCAGAAUCCAAGAGGGAGACAGCCCGCACCACAACCAAGAAGACCACCCAGAGUGGAUUCUUUUAAUAAAAUGUCUUCAAAAAGCCCUCAAAGAAAAGAUUCACAAGAUUCAAAUUUAUCUCUACCACCGCGGGACACAAUGGCGUACGUUGAUUAUGAAACGCCCGACAACGACGGACAAACAGUAUUGACAGACAAUGUCUAUCGAACAAAUGAUGAUGACGUAAUGAAUGAACAAUCGGACGAGAGUCGCAUCGCUUUUCUUGCCGCCAAAUCUGUAUUCGCCCCUUCUAAUGGAAGUAAGCCAGUCCGUGGACGACAUCCAGAACUUUCAGAUGUACCGGAAGUAUCGACUUCCGAUUUUUGUGAAGAUUACAGCGACCGAAGUCAAUGAAAAUCGAUUUCAAAUCCACUUCAUAAGAGGAUUCGCAACAGUAAUGAUAGAAUUAUUAUCUAUUAAUAUAAUUGUAUAUUGGGUCAGUAUGUGGCCGAUUCAUUAGAACCUUGCUUCAUGCAGAAAAAAACUCACAAAAGUGAAAAAAAAUGACUGAAAAACCCUCAUGUUGGAAUUAUCGCGUAUGGCGGCGCAUCGAUUUGCACUGUGCAUGUGUACUAUUGUACUAAUAUUCUAUAUUGGAGGUGGCGCUUUAGAGACCUAUUUUUUUUAUUGCUGCACUCUUUGGCGUGUUAUCGUUUGAUAUUCGUCGUUCUGCUGCGUUUUUUAAUCUGCUAGACAGCUUAGUAAUUAAAUUUUUGAUUCCACGCAAAGAUAUAUUCAUCUUCUGCCACCAUCAAUUUACACUUACGUUCCACACGGAUAAAUAUUUUGAACGUUGCCGCAUCGAUCAGAAUUAUCUAACAUCUGCUAACUAAAUUUUAUUCAAUCAUCUUAUAUAAUGCAAUUUCUUGCGACUUAAGCGACAAAAUUAACCAUGCUUUUAAAAUGUCCCAUUGCCGCAAUAUGUUGAGUGUUUACCAAUUGGCAUCAACAUUCAGAUUGUUAUAGUUUGACGAUCCCCUGUUUGACUCUUAACUUAUUUUAAAAGCUUACGCUGAUUGGUUAUAUUUUAUUUUGUAAAUUUAUAAAAUCAUUUUUGAAGUUCCUGUUUCUUGUAUUUCGUUUUUUUUUUUUCAAUUUUUUUACUCACAGGUUCCCGAUUUUGUGUCAAAAGUAGAUUCUUGGGUCUCUGAGUGGAAUACUUUCAUCUACUGUCUGUGCCCAAAUCACUGAUACACUUUUGACCAAAAACGGGUCUAUUUGUUUAUCAUAGUUUCACUGUAAAUCAAAGUACGCAUUGGCUAUCAUACUUUUUCAAUUCAAAUUAUGACGUCAUAAUUUUUUGUCGUUAAAUUUCAGAACAAAAUUUUCCAUGCAUAUAUCAGGUUGAAAAAGCUCGGAAAAUUUUUGAAUAAUCAUACACAAUCAACUAAACAAUCGCCCACAGCGGAGUACCACAAUAACUGAAUUAACGUUUAAAAAUUUAUAUUUUUAUCUAAUAUUUUUAUAUUAGAAAUGUUGAAACGACAUGGUUACAUAAGCACAAUUUCUCAUUUUAUAACAUUCGUUGUCUUUUAUUUUAUUCCAUUUUCCUUUUUCAUUUCUUGCGGCUCUUUGCAUGCUUGCAGUGUUUAUUUUUCAAUGACGCUUUCUUAUUAUUAAUAUUUGCUCGCUUGUUUGUUUACAAUAUAUACAAACAAUUUUGUUUAUUUUUGCAACUGCUAUGUUUUCACUUUCAUUUCUUUUUAGUGAUUAAUUGUCAUUUUUAAUUAUUAUUGUUAUUAUAUUUUCGCGUCAAUAUUGUUAUUUAAUUCACUCAAAUAAGCAAUAGUAUGCUAAUAAUAUUAUUAUUAUUGCGAAUAUUCUUAAAUACAAAAGGCGAUAAUUGUAUAAUUUAUAAUGUUAUAUGUUUCUUUCUUCGCCGAUUGAUAGUUGAAUUGAAUUUUCUUUUGUCAUUUUUCCCUUUUUUUCGAAAUAAAUUUCGUCCG
Styela clava is the source of this 6732-nucleotide messenger RNA. Its product is annotated as roundabout homolog 2-like. Gene Ontology annotation, biological process: dendrite self-avoidance; homophilic cell-cell adhesion; axon guidance. Gene Ontology annotation, molecular function: cell-cell adhesion mediator activity. The record is from RefSeq and is a predicted model, not a curated record. Lineage: Eukaryota; Metazoa; Chordata; Ascidiacea; Stolidobranchia; Styelidae. Gene Ontology annotation, cellular component: axon; plasma membrane.